GGAGGCGCACACAUCACAAUGGCAACUUGCGCGGUGAGCAGCGACGCUGAUGAUGAAGUCAGCGAUCCUGGUGCGGCUCCUUAUGGCAACUUCAUAAACUACUACACGUUUAAUCCUCCGGAGAACCGUCUGAGUCUGAUUCCGACCACACUCCUCCAGGAUUUAGGUUACAGCGACGGGCAGCAGACCACACUGAUCCUGGACGUGGGAUGUAAUUCAGGGGACCUGAGUGUGGCCCUUUACAAACAUCUAGCACAGGAUCCUGUGAGCAAAGAAGAAUCAGACAGGAGGAGAGUUCAUCUCCUUGGCUUCGAUUUGGAUGAAGCCCUCAUUCAGCGGGCACAGCAGACCAAUCCCCUGCACAAUAGCAUCACAUUCCUCCCUCUGGACAUCACUGGAGACACCAACCAGCUGCAGGACUACCUCAAGCAGCACAGCUGCUCCCACUUCCACCUGUGUGUGUGCCUGGCUGUCACCAUGUGGGUUCAUUUAAACCACGGAGACUCCGGCCUGCUGCAGCUGCUCUCUCGCCUUGCCUCCAUCAGCCAGCACCUCCUGCUGGAGGCCCAGCCCUGGAAGUGCUACCGUUCUGCAGCCCGGCGGCUCAGGAAGCUGGGCCGCUCAGACUUCGACCACUUUAAGACCCUGAAGAUCCGGGGGGACAUCACAGAUCACGCCAGGGAACAUCUGGAGAGUCACUGUGGCAUGGAGCUCAUCCAGAGCUUUGGCAGCACUGCAUGGGACCGUAAGCUGCUGCUUUUCAGAAGGAGAUGAGACUUAAAGAGCAGUGAGAGGUGUUCAAGAGAUCAGGACAAAGAAGUAGUUGAUUAACAUUAAUCAGCAGUGAUUGUCAGUUUUCAAACAAAAUUGCCAAAAUUGCAGAUUAUUGCUUUUCAAGUGUGAAGAUUUGUGGUCACCUUAAAUGCUCAUGAACUGAUUAUCUUUGGGUUUUGUGUCCUUGAUUAAAGAAGUCAAGCAAACUGAAGUCAACUUUAGACAUUUUGCACUAUUGAUCAGUGAGUCGGGAUAACCAGCAGACAAUCAAUAACAACAAGUGUGGCUACAACAAAUGAUUAUGUUCAUUAUUAAUCUGCCAAUUUUUUCACAAUUGUGUUGUCUGAAAAUAAAACGUAUCCAUUGAGUUCAGAGUGUAAAGGUGGCAUUUUCAAGUGUUGUAGUCAAAUAGUCUAUUUAGAAGUGUUAUAAAGCUGGAGAAAAACAGCAAAUCUUCACCCUGGAGAAGCUAUAACCAAAUAAUUAUUUGACUAUUUGCUUAAAAAAAACAAAAAACAAACAAAAAAAAAAAAACAGUUUGUCAAAUUUAUGGCAAUUUGACAAAUCAUUGCAGUUCUUAUGAAAUUGCAGCAUUAAAGACAAGAACUAUUUAUUCUCAGUCCAAAGAAACUUGGACCUGCGGCACUUUUAAGUGGAUACUUAGUGGCCAAAACCUUUUGUUCAUUUUCAUACAGUGUUUUUCAAUUUAUUGCAGUCUUCACAUUCUUGUUAAUUGUCUAGCUUUGCAAUCGUCAUCAGCAUUGCAGAUUAAAUG
Molecule: messenger RNA, 1549 nt
Organism: Stegastes partitus (bicolor damselfish)
Lineage: Eukaryota; Metazoa; Chordata; Actinopteri; Pomacentridae
Gene: bcdin3d
Product: BCDIN3 domain containing
Exons: 2
Coding region: 19-774 (251 amino acids)
Biological process (GO): negative regulation of pre-miRNA processing
Cellular component (GO): cytoplasm
Molecular function (GO): O-methyltransferase activity; RNA methyltransferase activity
Source: RefSeq, a predicted model, not a curated record